GCAUAGCCUUAUCAAAAAAAGAAAAAGAAAAUAAAGAACGUUAUGGUACUCACAGUAUGGACUAGGAGACUGCUAAGAGUGGUGACGUGGGUUUGGAAUGUGCAGGCAGCAAUAGUGCAAUAGUAUCGUUCGAUCGUUCGCACGACCGUUACUUCAGAGCAAGUUACUUGAGGAAUACGAUGAAGGAAGAGAAGGGACUGAACGCGGAGCCGGCGACGGAGCGUCCGGUUAGAGUAUAUGCAGAUGGAAUUUACGAUCUCUUCCACUUCGGUCACGCCCGUUCUCUCGAGCAAGCCAAGAAACUGUUUCCAAACACAUAUCUUCUUGUUGGAUCCUGCAAUGAUGAAGUCACCCAUAAGUACAAGGGCAAGACUGUUAUGACUGAUAAAGAGCGCUGUGAAUCGCUUCGUCACUGCAGAUGGGUUGAUGAAGUUAUCCCUGAUGCACCUUGGGUGAUCACGUCGGAGUUCCUUGACAAGCAUCAGAUUGACUAUGUGGCUCACGACUCUCUUCCCUAUGCUGAUGCAAGUGGAGCUGGCAAGGAUGUCUAUGAAUUUGUCAAGUCCCUUGGAAAAUUUUGGGAAACAAAACGGACUGAUGGGAUCUCUACAUCAGAUGUUAUAAUGAGGAUUCUUAAAGACUAUAACCAGUACGUGAUGCGUAACUUGGACCGCGGAUAUACUAGGAAGGAACUAGGUGUUAGCUAUGUGAGGGAAAAGCGGUUGAAGGUGAACAUGGGACUUAAAAGGUUGCGUGACAAAUUGAAGGAACAGCAAGAGAAAGUGGGUCAAAAGGUAGCAACUAUUGUCAUGGUCAGGCAGAUACAAAUAGUAGCAAAAACUGCUGAACUGCAUCAUAAUGAAUGGGUGGAGAAUGCUGAUCGAUUGGUUGUUGGGUUUCUUGAGAUGUUUGAGGAAGGCUGCUAUAAAAUGGGAACGGCAAUCAAGGAACGAAUCAAAAAGCGAUUGAGAGGGCCACAGCUUAUAGGGUUUGUAUUCGAUAAAGCAGAGUGUGAUGGUUUUUUCUGUGAUGAUGAGAGUGGAGAAGAAUAUUAUGAUGAUGCUGACAAAUGGUAAGUUUUUGUGUGGCUAUAUAUGUUCAUUGAGAUUUGCUACUCGUAAGCUUCACUUGAACGUGAUGGUACAGAAGACGGAGGAUAGAGUUUGUUCGGAAAAUUUCUGCCUGGUUUCAGACAAAUGAUAUCCAUUUGCUAUGCAUGAUCAAAAGAUAUUAUCCUACAAUAACCUUUUUUUGUGUUUCCCUGCCACUUAUUUGUAAUUUUUGUUUUUCUGUUUUUUACAGUAAAAUGUGAAUAUUCGAGUAUUUGAAUCAGAGAUAUAGAUAUAUAGUUAUUUCAAAAAA
This is a messenger RNA of Tripterygium wilfordii, 1362 nucleotides long. Its product is annotated as choline-phosphate cytidylyltransferase 1-like. Gene Ontology annotation, molecular function: phosphatidylcholine binding; choline-phosphate cytidylyltransferase activity. NCBI's taxonomy places the organism in Eukaryota, Viridiplantae, Streptophyta, Magnoliopsida, Celastrales, Celastraceae. Gene Ontology annotation, biological process: CDP-choline pathway. The record is from RefSeq and is a predicted model, not a curated record. Bases 180 to 1076 code for a protein of 298 amino acids. The transcript has 9 exons.